UAGACGGUGUGUGACGUGUCCUUCGCUCCAGAGCUCCAAGCACUCUACCUCGUUGCAGACCUCUGAAGUGCAGCUCUCUAAACAUGACGACCGUCGGCGAAAGCUCUUGUUCUCCGCCAAAAUCCGCAGACGGCGACAAGCCGGUGGUCGUCAGGGUUAAGCGCAAAGCCUCUCAGUCUCGUCUCGACGCUUUAUGGCUUGAAAUCAGUGAGAGACCGCUGAAGCGUCCGUUGUUAGAUUUUGAGAAUUUAUCAAUCUCUGAUUCAUCUAGGAAAGAGGAAUUCAAGACUAAGAAGGUUUUGGUACAGCAUGUGGAGACAGUAAGAAGCUCUGAGACGGCCAUUGAUGUUGUCCAGUCAUUUGUGGAGCCCAAUUCCGUUGAUGCAUCUGAAGGUAAAACAAAUUUUGAGGAGCGAAAGCGCACUUUUAAAAAGGAAAAUCAGAGACAAGGUCAGCUGUUAUCUAAAGCCAGACAAGAACAGGAGGUCUUAGCAAAAAAUGCUCGGUUUGAACAAAUAUGGAGGAGCAGAAGAGGAAACAAAGAGGAAACACAUAAUAAAGCAUUAGAUGAAAUGUGUCGGUUUUAUGAUGUUGUUCGAGUUGAUGUUGAGGAAAGAUCCAAUAAGGUGCAACAACAGGAGGAUAUAUCUUUGGAGGAUCAGAGGCUUUUGUCUAGUUAUCUGCCUCUACUAAGAGAGUUCAUUCCAGCUGCUGCUUCAGAGAUUGAAUCUGACUUGCAUGUUAGCAUGUCCGAACAAGAUGAUUAUGUAUACGACUUUUACACUACAAGGGAUGACAUGGUCAUAGCUCAUGAAGAUGUUCCAAUUCCUCUUGUACAAGUUGAUGAGGACGAUUUUUAUGAUGGGCCUGACGAAUCAGAAUAUGAUAGUGAUGAUUCAAAUGCUGAAAAUAAUCCUCGACACGAUUAUCCGGAUGAGAUAUCUGAAGAGGAAGUGGAGAGUAGCGAAGCCUCAGAAAAUGAGUCAGAAGAAAGCGAGAGUGAAAAUAAUAGAUCUUUGAAAUCUGAGGAUUUAGACCAGCAUGGCUUGUUAGAUGAUGCAGAACUCUCAGAAAAUGAGUCAGAAAAGGAAAGUGAGAUUGAAAAUAAUAGAUCUUUGAAACCUGAGGAUUUAGACCAGCAUGACUCUGAGAUUGAUGAUCAUUUUAACUAUGGCGGUGAUGAUUUUGACUAUACUGAUGAUGAUGAUGAUGAUGGUCAUGAUGAUGAAGGGUGGAGAUAGUUUUUGUGAAUGAGCAUUAGCUUUGAUGGAAAACCAAUCUUGUUCUUGCAAAGAUUUGUGAUUUUGGCCCUUGAAAAUGCUGUGAUUACUGCUCCGAAGUCUGAAAGAGUUGUUAGGAAGGUAGUCUAAUGAGUUCGAGGUUUAGGAAUAUAAACUUGUACAGACUUUGGACAUGGGCCUAGCAAUUCAGGGUGCUUAAUGGACAUUGCCGAUUUGUUCUCUUGGAUCUUCCUUGAGACAAUGAAUUAUGGCUGCUUAUGUAUUUUCAGUUUUAUCUGUUACUCUUCUCUGAAAAAGAGUAAUUUGCGGACACGUGUUAAUAUGUGAUUGGAGUUAUGUCGGUACUAAAAGAAAAUUUAACAUUCUUCAAUAUGAUCUUCUGAGGAGAACAUUUUGUUAGAAAUAGUAGAUGUAUAGGGCAAGUAUCAUCAUCACAUUUGAAUUAUUAGUAGCUUCACAAGUGUUCUAUCACAUUUGUUACUCGAAUUACAAUCAAUUUUGACAAUAAAAUUGUUGAGAUCUCUAUC
Molecule: messenger RNA, 1768 nt
Organism: Corylus avellana
Lineage: Eukaryota; Viridiplantae; Streptophyta; Magnoliopsida; Fagales; Betulaceae
Gene: RDM4
Product: RNA-directed DNA methylation 4
Source: RefSeq, a predicted model, not a curated record